CACACUCUCCUCUUCGAUUUCUUCUCCGUUAUCAGAUGCUAGAGAUUUACCGGAGAGCCAUUACGUUUCCCCUGAGAAAUCUCCGUUCAAAAUCGAGAAUCCCAAGUCAACGAUCGUACGAUGGUAACAAGUUCACGCAUUUUUUGCCUCUUUAUUCUCCGAUCUCGCCGCCUCCUCCUCAGUUUCCGCCGCCGCGACAUCAGAGGACUGCGCGAAUUCCGAUGAAUUCGUCUUCGGAUAAAGUCUCCGUCGUCCUUUGUAGUGCACAAUGUGGUCUUUGACAUAUGGAUCAAGGGAGAUAGUUGUCUUAUAACUGCUUCUGGUGAUCAAACUAUGGAUGUUUUGCGUUGUUGGAUUUAAUAUGUAAAAGUAGCUCUCACAAAGAGGAAUUUUGUAUCAACUCUACUGGGAUGGUUAAAGGAUCUCAUCAAUCUCCUCUUUCAAAACGAAUCAGACGUCGCAAGCUGCUUCAUCAAGCAUUACCUUUGUGCUUUAUUUGAAGGAUGAGAUCACAAUUGCCACUGCUGGAGCACCAGAUAAGCCUUUGUGCUUUACUCUGACAUUGCUUUGAUCUAUAGGAUAAAAUGAACAAGUUUUGAUUUC
This is a messenger RNA of Arabidopsis arenosa, 603 nucleotides long. The record is from the annotation of a GenBank genome assembly. NCBI's taxonomy places the organism in Eukaryota, Viridiplantae, Streptophyta, Magnoliopsida, Brassicales, Brassicaceae.